Molecule: messenger RNA, 969 nt
Organism: Mesocricetus auratus (golden hamster)
Lineage: Eukaryota; Metazoa; Chordata; Mammalia; Rodentia; Cricetidae
Gene: Mmab
Product: metabolism of cobalamin associated B
Exons: 9
Coding region: 49-762 (237 amino acids)
Molecular function (GO): corrinoid adenosyltransferase activity
Source: RefSeq, a predicted model, not a curated record
CCUGGACGGGUGCCUGGCCGGGUCAGUCCUGGACUGGUUUUCAAGCGCAUGGCCGUGUGGGUGUUUGGGGGCCGCCUUGGCCUGCGCGGGCAUCUUGGCGUCUGCAGGCUGCUAUGUUCCCGUUUUCAGAGCCGCGGCCCUCGGGGCGAGGAAGACGGGGACAGGCCGCAGUCCUCCUCGAAGGCGCCCAAGAUCCCCAAGAUUUACACCAAAACGGGAGACAAAGGGUUUUCCAGCACCUUCACAGGAGAACGGAGACCUAAAGAUGACCAAGUAUUUGAGGCUGUGGGAACUACAGACGAAUUAAGUUCAGCUAUUGGGUUUGCCAUGGAGUUGAUCACAGAAAAGGGCCACACAUUUGCCGAAGAGCUUCAGAAGAUCCAGUGCACGCUACAGGACGUCGGCUCCGCCCUGGCCACUCCACGAUCUUCAGCCAGAGAGGCUCACUUAAAACGCACAGCCUUCAAGGAAGAGCCUAUCAUGGAACUGGAACAGUGGAUUGACAAGUACUCCAGCCAGCUCCCCCCACUCACAGCCUUCAUUCUGCCUUCUGGGGGCAAGAGCAGCUCAGCACUGCACUUCUGCCGGGCCGUGUGCCGCCGAGCUGAGCGACGUGUGGUGCCCCUUGUCCAAAUGGGAGAAACGGAUGCAAAUGUGGCCAAGUUCUUAAACAGACUCAGCGAUUACCUCUUCACCAUAGCCAGGUAUGCAGCCAUGAAAGAGGGCAGCCAAGAAAAAAUAUACAAGAAGAGUGAUGUUUGAGACAUGAAGACAUGUGAGGGGAGCUCACUCUCUGGAGAGACCAUGGAAAACUUGAGAACAGCUCACACUAAGACUGGAAGUGAGGGGGCUGGAGAGAUGGCUCAGGGGUUAAGAGCACUGAUCUGCUCUUCCAGAGGACCCGGGUUCAAUUCCCAGCACCCAUAUGGCAGCUCACAACUGUCUGUAACCCUGGUUUCAGGGGAUCUG